AUUUCCCGGCGCGCAGAGAGUGAUCAAUAGAUAAAUCACUUGUACUAGUCCUCAGUCGUCGCGCAGUUCUCAGUCUUUAAACGCGGUCCUUCGCCAAUUCGUUAAUCCAACUCGUCUUUUACAAUUGCGAAGACAUGUCGACAACAGCGCUUGGGAUCAGCGCCCUCUUCAUGGUGGGUUGCUGUGCUCUGGCCCAAAUCGCACGGGUGAUCUGCCGGCGACUGGUGACCCGUGAGGGUUUGGUACCCAUCCUGAUCAACGAGGCCAUCGCCGCCGCCGAGCUGUGCGCCUGCUGCUUCGAGCUCAUUAUUGUGGCCGACAACUUCGGCGUGUCCAUGUACGCAGUCUGCCUGUUCCUGCUGACCAUUUGGUGGGGCCGCGUGUGGGGCGACGCCUCCGCCUGUCCCUACACCCACAUGGAGGACGUGGUGGAGGGUCGCACCAGCUUCAAGGAGAUGGCUCUGCGCAGCUGGGCCGAACUGAUGGGCGGCUGCUGUGUGUACCGCGUGGUGCAGGUCUUUUGGUGGCUGGAGUUGGCCGAGACCCAUCGUGGACGGGCGUUCGAGGCGUGCAACGCCGAUCUGCAGGUCAGCCCAUAUCUGGGGGCGGUCAUCGAGGGCGUAGCCACGCUGCUGUGCCGCCUGGCCUCGAAGACGAUCAGCGAGAAGGAGCCACGGUUCGGGAGCUACAUCGAUUCCUUCAUCGGCACCAGCCUGGUCGUGGCAGCCUUCAACUUCUCCGGCGGCUACUUCAAUCCCGUCCUGGCCACCGCCCUCAAGUGGGGCUGUCGCGGACACACCCACCUGGAGCACAUCAUUGUCUACUGGAUCGGCGCCUGUGCCGGCGCUGUGCUCUCCAUUCCGGUCUUCAAGGUGCCCGCGGUGAGACGCCUUCUGCUUGGCGAGGGGGCGGCGUCGAAGUCCAAGCAGGAAUAAGCCCGAAGUUAGCCUUUGUAUAUCAAGUAUCCGCCAAUAUCUAGGUGGAAAUGGCAUGUCUGUCCAGCGGUAAGGUUUCAGUCUCUUAGUACUUAAAGGAAUCGAUAUAGAAGCUAUUGUUUGGGCUACUGACCACACAGUUUAAGAUACCCUCCACCCACUUCCCUCUCACCAAAGGUGA
Molecule: messenger RNA, 1116 nt
Organism: Drosophila sechellia
Lineage: Eukaryota; Metazoa; Arthropoda; Insecta; Diptera; Drosophilidae
Gene: AQP
Product: aquaporin
Exons: 4
Coding region: 135-935 (266 amino acids)
Cellular component (GO): cytoplasm
Molecular function (GO): channel activity
Source: RefSeq, a predicted model, not a curated record